Molecule: messenger RNA, 924 nt
Organism: Callithrix jacchus (white-tufted-ear marmoset)
Lineage: Eukaryota; Metazoa; Chordata; Mammalia; Primates; Cebidae
Gene: TAS2R41
Product: taste 2 receptor member 41
Biological process (GO): sensory perception of taste; G protein-coupled receptor signaling pathway
Cellular component (GO): membrane
Molecular function (GO): G protein-coupled receptor activity; bitter taste receptor activity
Source: RefSeq, a predicted model, not a curated record
AUGCAAGCAGCAUUGACGGCCUUCUUCAUGUUCCUCUUUAUCCUGCAGAUUUUUCUGGGGAUUUCAGCGAAUGGCUUCAUUGCGCUGGUGCUGGGCAGGGAGUGGCUGCAAUAUGGCAGGCUGCUCCCCUUGGACAUGAUCCUCAUUAGCUUGGCUGCCUCUCGCUUCUGCCUGCAGUUGCUUGGGUUGAUACACAACUUCUACUACUCUGCCCGUGUGGUCGAGCACUCCGGGGAUCUCGGUGAACAGCUCUUCCGUCUACACUGGCACUUUCUGAACUCAGCCACCUUCUGGUUUUGCACCUGGCUCAGCAUCCUGUUCUGUGUGAAGAUUGCUAACAUCACCCACCCCACCUUCCUGUGGCUGAAGUGGAGGUUCCCAGGGUGGGUGCCCUGGCUCCUGUUGGGCUCUGUCCCGAUCUCCUUCAUCACAACUCUGCUGUUUUUUUUGGUGAACUACUUUGCAUAUCAAGAAUUUUUCAUUAGAAAAUUUUCUGAGAACAUGACCUACGAGUGGGAUACAACAACAGAAAUUAACGAUUUGCUGCCCCUGAAACUGGCCAUAUGGUCCAUUCCUUGCUCUGUUUUUCUGGUCUCAAUUAUGCUGUUAAUUAAUUCCCUGAGGAGGCAUGCUCAGAGAAUGAAGCACAAUGGCCACAGCCUGCAGGACCCCAGCACCCAGGCUCACACCAGAGCUCUUAAGUCCCUCAUCUCCUUCCUCAUGCUUUAUGCUCUGUCCUUUCUGUUCCUGACGGUUGAUGCUAUAAAAUUUAUGACUGUACAGAAUGACUUCUACUGGCCAUGGCAAAUUGCCAUCUACCUGUGUGUAUCUGUCCAUCCUUUCAUCCUCAUCUUCAGCAACCUCAAGCUUCGAAGCACGCUCUGGCAGCUCCUGCUGUUGGCUAGGGGCUUCUGGGUGGCCUAG